Micromonas pusilla CCMP1545 is the source of this 1548-nucleotide messenger RNA. RefSeq lists its product as uncharacterized. The coding region runs from base 1 to 1548 and encodes 515 amino acids. The transcript has a single exon. NCBI's taxonomy places the organism in Eukaryota, Viridiplantae, Chlorophyta, Mamiellophyceae, Mamiellales, Mamiellaceae. The record is from RefSeq and is a predicted model, not a curated record.
AUGGCGUCUCCCGCGCUCGCGCACGGCGCCACGACGCCGCGGGCGCCUCCCGCGGCGCGGAGACCCGCGAACCGCGCGUCCACGCCGCUCUCGUCGCGCCGGUGGACGUCGCGUUCGUCGUCGCCGCACGAUCGGGGGGACGCUCGGAAUCCCACGCGGACGCGCGCGCGGACGUCCGUCCCCAUCGAGGCCGCCGGGGACGCGAACGACGACGACGACGACGCCCUCGGCGGCGACCUCUCCAAGCCGCCGCCGCGCCGGCGGCCCGCGCCCGAAUCCCAAAAGAAGAAAGCCGAACCGACGCCGGGCCCGCGGAACGCCGCGGACGCGGCCGCCGCGAGCGGCGGGUCGAUGUUAAACGCGUUCGCCGAGGGCGCGGAGGUCUUCUGCCUCGUCGCCGCGGGGACGAUGAAGCUCUCGUCGAUGCGCGUCAACGACCGCCGCGCGAAGCUCGCGACCGCGCGCGGACUUCCGCCGCCGCCGCCGGCGGUCGGCGGGUGGCACGCCGCGUCCGACGCCGCGCUCGUCGCCGCCGUUGCGCUCGGCGCGGCGGCGCGGAAACUCAAAGCCGCGCGCGACGCCGCGGACGCGCGCCGCGGCCCGCGCGCUUUCUCCGCCAACGCGCUCGAGGGCGACCGGAACCCGAACACGGUCCUCGCGCGCGUGCGCAACCUCGAGAUGAACCAAGACCGCAUCGCGGAGGGCGUGAACCGGGCGACGAGGGACGUGAGUAAGGUGGCGACGCGCGUGCGGUUGACGCGACGCGAGGUUUCGCCGCCGCUUCGAAAGGUGGAGGCGGCGCAGAGCGAGUUCGCCGCGAUCGCGGCCGCGCUCGAGCGCAAGGUGAUGAAGAUGUCGGACGAGGUCGAGGCGGCGCAGGGGAGCAUGCUCGCGCUGCACGACGUCACCGCGAAGCAGUUCGACGCGUUGUCGAGAGCGGUGACGGAGUUGAAGGCGGAGAAGCGACGCGCGGAGGCGGCGCUCGCGGACGUGAACGCUCGCGCCGCGGCGGUUACGACGACGACGACGACGACGACGACGACACCAUCGGUGGGGGAAGCUCCGAAGGGCGGUGGCGGCGGCGGUGGCGCGGACGGACAGAGGGUCGCGCCGCGCCGCGCGGAGCGUCCGCCGGCGCCGCCUCGUCCGGGGUACGGCCCGGGGCCGUCGCCCUCGCCGAAGAAACCGCCGCCGCGGCGCCGCCCGCCGGGACGGAAACCGUGGUCCGGGCCCGGGUGGCCGGGCGCCGCGGCGGCGUUCAUCGAGAAGGAGAAGGACGGCGAGCGCGGCGCGGAGGUGGGCGACACCGGGUCCGGGACCGACGCCGACGCCGACGCCGCCGGGGGGGAUCCGAAUUCGAAUUCGAAUCCGCGCGCCGCCGAGGUGGUCCAGGGCGAAGUCGUCGACGAGGACGUCGUCCCGCCGGCUUCGAAAGGGAUCGGCGAGGAGACGACGCGGGUCACGCGCGUGGGGCGGCGGCGGUACACGAAGCUGCGGUUCAAGGGGUUGAAAGGCGGCGCGCGGCCGAAGCGAGAGGACGACGGGUAA